Messenger RNA from Desarmillaria tabescens, 1284 nucleotides. Its product is annotated as FAS1 domain-containing protein. Bases 1 to 1284 code for a protein of 427 amino acids. NCBI's taxonomy places the organism in Eukaryota, Fungi, Basidiomycota, Agaricomycetes, Agaricales, Physalacriaceae. The record is from RefSeq and is a predicted model, not a curated record. The transcript is spliced from 5 exons.
AUGUUUAUUGCUUUAGCACUACUCGUCACUGCUCUUCAAGUUCCUGCUCUCGCUUGGAAUAAUACAACGCAAUAUCUCACUGGUCUCGGUCAGGCGCUUCAAGGCACUGGUCUUACUACCUUGGGUUCACAAGCAGGCAGGCUCAACAACACGGUCAUAGGCCGAGCCCUUCUGGCGAGGUUGCUCUUGGGCAAUUAUACACUAUUUGCUCCAGACAACGAAGCAUUCGCCAACGCCACGAAUUCUUCAAGUCUAUCCAGUGACGACAACCUUUUUGCCCUCACGAUAUUGUACCACAUCGUCUCAGGGAAUUUCAGCUCUAACAAUGGCACAAACUCUACCAGUGGCACAAAUGCCACACUCGAGGCAGCAACUUACCCGAAUGUGACUAUCGGACGUACUCUACUCGAUGACCCUUCGGUGGUUCAGCUCGAAGGAAAUAAAAGUCAAGUCCUUGUUUGGAGUUCUGUUGAUGGUACAGUCCAGAUGUACAACCAACCAACCAGCGUCUCUGUUCAAAACAGUACGGUUGUUGAAAACCUAUUCGUGAAUCGAAUAAACGGCAUACUCCUCAUUCCGCCAAACGUAUCCGACGUUCUCACCGCUCAAAAUCUCACAUAUCUGGCCGGCUUUUUGAACUCGACAAGCGUUACCUCGUCCAAUGGUACCAACGAAACUGUAACGGACUUGUUAGACGGCGAUUCUGUGCACGGUUUCACUUUCUUUGCACCCGACAAUGCAGCAAUUGAACUAGAAGGCUUCUUGACGUCAGUAGCCCAGAACACAACAGCUCUACUAUCCAUUCUGAGCAAUCAUAUAGUCAACGGAACGACCGUUUACUCGCCCUCAAUCACGCCCUCAGAGAACCUGACUUCUACAGGGGGAGAGCCGCUUACAUUUACGACCAACUCUUCCGGCACGUUUGUGCAUAGCGGGAGCAGUAGUGCUCGGAUAAUAAAAACGGACAUUCUCUGCAAGAAUGGCGUUCUUCACAUGAUCGACCGGGUGUUGAACAAUACAGAGACCAAUCCUGAAGCAGCUUCGUCUGCAUAUGAGUCCGCUACUUCCUUCAUUGCAAGUUCGACGACUGAGACAGGACCAGUCGGGGAACCGACUGCCAUUGGCUCCGUUGGAACCAAUGCGGAGACGACUAACAGUGCUCAAGGCAAGCUCGCCACAGUCGAACUCAAUAUUAAUACCAUGUUCGCUGCAGUUUGUAGGCGUCAUGGGAUGGGCUGUGCUGGGUAUGGUUUAUAUUUGACCGUUGUAGUUGAGUUCGCGUGA